Molecule: messenger RNA, 1332 nt
Organism: Magnolia sinica
Lineage: Eukaryota; Viridiplantae; Streptophyta; Magnoliopsida; Magnoliales; Magnoliaceae
Exons: 11
Coding region: 142-897 (251 amino acids)
Biological process (GO): peptide biosynthetic process; translational elongation
Cellular component (GO): cytoplasm
Molecular function (GO): translation elongation factor activity
Source: RefSeq, a predicted model, not a curated record
UUCUUAUGGGCAUGUUUAUGGUCAAUUACACACCGCCAGAGUAUUAAAAAAGGCUCCAUUCGAGACCUCCUUCGACUCGACAGCGGCCUCUGCAUUUCCCAACAUAAAAUACGAGGGAGGGAGGGAGAGAGGGAAGGAGAGAUGCAAGCUAUUGUAAGAAGACGCCUGCCUCACACUCUGUUCUCAGCAGCUUCCUCGUCUACAAGACUCCUCACCCUCAAAUCAGCAAACCCGUUUACAGAAUCGCCCCAUACCACUCUGCCACGUGGCACGCUCUCUGCCCUCUGGUCGGCCGUCCAGCACCGAGGAGCCAAAGUACUGGGUUCCGAUCUUCAAGUUGGCUUGAUGCAGGUCAGACUUGGGAACAUAAUCCAGAGGAAAGGCCGUAUUUAUCAGGUUCUAAAAGCACAACACACACAACAUGGAAGAGGUGGUGCAACAAUUCAGGUGGAGCUGCGGGAUGUUGACAGCGGAAACAAAAUAGCUGAAAGAUUUCGCACUGAUGAGGCUAUUGAGAGGGUUUUUGUUGAAGACAAGUCUUUCACAUAUUUGUAUACAGAAGGUGACUCUAUAGUGAUAAUGGAGCCUGAUACCUUUGAGCAAAUGGAAGUACGCAAAGACUUAUUUGGCAAGGCUGUGGCCUACCUGAAAGAUAACAUGAAAGUUACCCUUCAAACCUAUGAUGGAAAACCAAUGUCAGCAUCUGUUCCGCAGCGCGUGACAUGUACUGUUGCUGAAGCACAGACUACUUCGAAGGGUCUAACUGCCACUCCACAGUAUAAAAGAGUGUUACUGGACAACGGGCUCACUGUGCUAGCACCUUCAUUUAUCAAAACCGGCGAUAUGAUAGUCAUCAAUACUACUGAUGAUUCAUAUAUCACCAGGGCUAAGGAGUAGUAUUUGUGUGGUGCUGCACUGCAAAUUCAAGGAAUCCAAACUCAUAUAUCUGUUGUGCUUCCAAUAAAGAAAUUCCCAGAUGGGUUCCAUGGAUUUGGUGGCCUGAUAUUAGAGCUUCAUGGGCUUAUAUCAUUGUUUCAAAUUCAAACUCCGAGAGGUUUGUUGUAUCGAUUCAUUAUUUUUACAGCACGCACAAAAUUCUGCCUUUACCAUUGAGUUCAGUGUAAAACAUUCCAUAAGUGAAAGAAACAUUUUUGUAUGGUAGGAUUCAAAGUGUGUACGGGUUUUUAAAGGUGACAAUGAGUUUCCAACUUCCUGUUGUAACUAAUAAGCACUGUUUUGGUACAUCCAAUCAUGUGAUUUGGUGAGCUGCUGUAUACUAAGCAUACAAUGCGUCAGCUGUUGAUAAAAUUCGCUGUGAUAUUCUUACAGUUA